GGAAUAUCCAGGCAGCUAUGUGCCUCCAAUUUGCCACAUAAAGGGAGAGUGUCGACGGGGUUGGUAAAUAGAAUGUCACUUUUCACUUCCUCGCUCCUCUGUCAAGCCCCAGCUCUCGGGUCCCAGGAAAACUUGCACAAUGAAGAUCACUCCGCAGAUCGCUGCCCUAGUGGGCCUGAGCCUGUAUGCCUCGCCCGGAGCCGCGUAUCUUACGGAUCCGCCGACAACGGCUGCUUCCGACACAGUCUCGGACUGUUCGUGGUGGACCGUGGCAGCGUCCUCGGACACCUGCUCUGCCAUUGCCGCGGACUGGGGCAUUAGUGUUAAUGACUUCGAAGUCGUCUAUAACCCGUCUGUCGGCUCGGCUUGCAAGCUCACAGAGGGUCAGUCAUACUGCGUGGAGCGGAACUCUGGCGUUCCUACGGAGACGACCACUACAACCACCACCAGUGCUAGUCCAACGUCAACCGGCAACGGCAUCACCACGCCAACACCCACUCAACCGGGGUUGACAGACAAGUGCAACAAGUUCUACCUAGUAAAAACCGGCGAGGGGUGCGCCGACAUAGCGUCCAAAAAUGGCAUCUCCCUGGAGGAUUUCUAUGCCUGGAACACUGGGGUUGGAGCCAACUGCGAGACCCUCUGGGCAAACACCAACUACUGCGUUGGUAUCAUCGGUGGAACCACCACCCCCCCAACCACAACGCCUACGACUACAGGCAACGGCAUCACCACGCCGACACCCACCCAGCCCGGAUUGAUAAGCAGCUGCAACAAGUUCUACCUCGUAAAGUCUGGCGAGGGGUGCGCUGAUAUAGCGUCCAAGAAUGGAAUCUCUUUGGACGACUUCUACGCCUGGAAUACCGGGGUUGGCAAAAACUGUGAGGCUCUCUGGGCGAACACCAACUACUGUGUUGGCAUCAUCGGCGGAACAACCACCACACCCGCAAAGCCUACCACUACCGGCAACGGUAUCGCUACGCCGACACCCACCCAGCCCGGUUUGACGAGUAACUGCAACAAAUUCUACCUCGUGAAGACCGGCGAAGGCUGCGCCGACAUAGCAUCGAAGAACGGCAUCUCCCUGGCCGACUUUUACAAGUGGAAUACCGGGGUCGGGUCCAACUGUGAGACGCUGUGGGCCAACACCAACUACUGCGUCGGGAUAAUCGGGGGCACAACCACCACCACCACUAAGACCACAACCACAACCACCAAGACAGGCAACGGCAUCGCCACGCCGACGCCGACCCAGCCGGGCAUGACGCCGAACUGUGACAAGUUCUACUUCGUCAAUCCGGGCGAUGGGUGCGCCGAUAUUGCAAAGAAGAACAACAUCUCCCUGGAUAACUUCUACAAGUGGAACACGGGGGCAGGAACCGAUUGCUCGACCAUGUGGGCAAGUGCGUAUGUCUGUGUGCAUGCGUUUGCGUAAUCCUAAUCGUUAUCUCGAUUUGGGGCGUUCAAUUAGGAUGCCAGGUCGGGGAGAAAUGCUUCAUGUAUAUAGCUUAGUUAUUAUUUGCCGUAGCGAGAGUUUCAGGGUCUACGCUGGCAAUAAUCAUAUGAUGGUUAUCGUACCGAC
Messenger RNA from Phialemonium atrogriseum, 1582 nucleotides. RefSeq lists its product as uncharacterized. NCBI's taxonomy places the organism in Eukaryota, Fungi, Ascomycota, Sordariomycetes, Cephalothecales, Cephalothecaceae. The transcript has 2 exons. Bases 140 to 1435 code for a protein of 431 amino acids. The record is from RefSeq and is a predicted model, not a curated record.